Molecule: messenger RNA, 4046 nt
Organism: Thecamonas trahens ATCC 50062
Lineage: Eukaryota; Apusomonadida; Apusomonadidae
Product: dual specificity phosphatase
Exons: 1
Coding region: 739-3996 (1085 amino acids)
Biological process (GO): protein dephosphorylation
Cellular component (GO): cytoplasm
Molecular function (GO): protein tyrosine/serine/threonine phosphatase activity
Source: RefSeq, a predicted model, not a curated record
CCUUUUGUGUCUGUCCGCCGUCUAAGCUGCGGAGUUUUUUCCCGCCGCGCGGCCUUCUUGCCACCGUUCCGAACAUUGGCCGCACUCCCCGCGUUCCACCGCCACCUCCCCCCCCCUUGCUCUUGCCUCUCCACCCAGCCCUCCGCCACCCCCAACCCCCUCCCCCCCACACACGCACACUCUCCCGCAUCCUCCGCGAGCACAUGUUCAAGGUGGUGGAGGUCCGGGUCGAUGUGAAUGCCCGCACCCCCACACACCCACCCCCUCCCCUCUCCCUUCUCCAACCUUCCUCUGCAACAACGUCGCUGAUGCGUUGUUGGUCACAGCCGUGUUGGCUGCCACCUCGGACACACGUGCAGUGGAUGAGCAUGGUUGGGGGAUAGUAGGAUCGGGCAAGGGAAGGGGGGAAGGGAGGGGGUGCGUUGGUUGGUUGGUCCCGGCACCCACACUGCGCGUGGCUGUAGCGUUCCCCAUCGCCGGGACGGGCAAGGACCAGAACGGUGGGAAGCAGCGGGGUGGGGAAGCAGAUAUUGGUUGUUGUGUGACUUUGUGUGGUUGUGGGUGUGCCUGUGAGUGUGCCCAUGGUGGCUAUGGCACAAGUCGCACUUGAUGCAUGUGUAUGACGUGCCAAUGUUCCACAAUGAUGCGUUUUUGAGCGACUUGAUGAGGGAAGGCAUUCCAUAGAGUACUUACACCACUGCACUCUGCGACCACGCGACCUACGUACCGACGUGUGCGAUGCGGUCACCGGAUGCGGCGGAUGCAGACAGGGCUAUACUCUUUAACCGACCCGGAUCUCUAGUCGUUGACAACUCUUGUCCUCGUCCGCACACACCGCGCCGUGGCACUCGGUCGAUGUUUGCAGCGAGAGGCAACAUUGAUGUUCUCGCCACGUCGCAGACCGUCACACGACAUGAUGUGGCUCUGCCGCCAGACUCUGGCGGCAGCGUGAGCAGCGUUGAGGCGGCGCCAGCCGAGAAGCGGAGCGAGCGGACCAAGGCCCGGUCUGCCCCACUGCCGGUGGCGCGGUCCAAGUCUGGACGCUCGCUCAACGAUCGUGUGCGCAACAAGCUACAACUGCAGAUUCCUACCACCAUUGCUGUCGAGCCCAACUACGAGGCCGAACCGCAGCCAUUCAAAGCCAACUCGCGGUCUGCGCCGGUUCCGAUGGUGUCGACGCCUGUGGCGGCACGGAGUGGCAACGGUGCGGGUCCCGCGCCGCGCCCUCCGCUCCUGCAGGUCAAGCAUCUCGGAGCCGGCAAGGGAGCUCGUGGGCAGGCCGGCGGGAAGAGAGCAGGACUCAAGGCUGGCGGCCUCAACCUGCCAACGCUCACGACUCGCCAAGCUCAGCCGGUCCUCCCGUCGCCCACUCGCAAGUCGUCGUCGUCGCCGCAACUCUUUUCGGGCUAUCGACGCGAGACUGCUGGUGUCCCUGGUGGUGCUGCCGCUGCCGGCCCACCGGCCGGUGGCGGCGGCGGCCGGCCCAAGUGCAUGCCAUCGACCACCUUCCAUGACUUUGGUCUGCUCUCGUCGACAGUCCAAGGCCGGCAGGGCUCGCCGCCAAUUGGCGACGGUGCUGCUGCUGCCAUCGCGGCGAGGGCAGCUGCGCGGGAAGGCCGGUUCGACGGCGAUGCAUUGGCGCAGGUCCAUGCCUCGCGCAAGAGCCGGAACAAGAAGAAGAAGAAGACGCGCCAGCGGUCGGAUAGGGCAUCAUCGCACGAGCCGAGCGGCUCGUCGUCGCAGCCCUCGCCACCCACGGCCGAGCUGUCACUGUCUGGUGGCUCGUCGUCAGGCUCGCCGCCGCUGGGGAGCUCGUCACGGUCACGGUCACCGCUGCCGAUCACGGCGUCGGCGUCGUCGUCGUCACAUCCGGCCUCGCCUUCGCGAUCGCCGCCGUCGCCAUCGUCCGACCGCGAGCCAGCGCCGGCCGAGACACAGCAGCGUGUGCCUGCAGUGGCAACAACAACAGCACCAGCACCAGCGCCAGCAGCUCCCGCUGCGCCCGACAACGACGCGUUGUGGGACGCCGAGAGCGUGGCCAUGCGCUCGUCAGGCCUUGUCUCGCCGCUGGUGGAGAGCGAGCGGCUCUCGCCGUCGGCCGGCUCGGGCUCGGGCUCGGGCUCGAUUGUCAUUUCAUCAACUCAGAGCUCGGCGCUCCGGCGGCAGCGGUCGUUCUCGACCAAGACUGCGCUCAUGCUCGGAGCUGUUGGCAUUGCGUCGCCAUCGUCUAAGAUGAUGUCGUCGGAGCCGCGGAUGCUGAGCGAGAUGGGGGGCGGGGCGUCGUUUUCGUCGCUCUCGUCGCUUGACGCGACGUCGGCGGCAGGGAGCGGGCCAUGCGGAGGGCCGACCGAGUGUGCGCGGUGCGGCGAGGGAAAAGCGGCUGGAAGCGCAGUGUGCAGUGGCGAGAGUACCGCCGACGGCAAGCCGCGCGAGCUGCGCGCUGCCGAGCACAUCUCGCCAACCGAGCUAGUCUCACUCAUGCGACAGCUGCAAGCCGAGGGCGAAGAGUUCCGGCUGCUGCUCAUUGACAUGCGGUCGUUCUUCAUCCACGAGCGUAACCACAUUGUCGACUCGGUCAACAUCUCGCUCCCGCGCGCUCUCACGUCCAAGAACAUCACGCUCGACCGAGUUGAGGUUCUCAUCACGUCCGAGGCCGGCAAGUCGUCGUUCCGCGAUCGCGCCAUGCGCACCGUGGUCAUCUACGACGAGCACACCCGCGACGACGGCGAGCGGCCGGCAGACUCGCUGGUGCGACUUCUGGUCGAAGAGGGUGAGGUCGGCAACGUGUUCCUCCUUGCUGACGGCUUUGCCAACUUUGAGUCGCUGCACCCGGACAUGUGCGCCAAGCAGCAGGCGACCUGGCUGGAGACGUCCUCGGACGAGGAGUCGCCAGCCUUGUCGCCAUACGUGGUGCGGAUGGUGGCGCCGACGGCAGCGGCUGCCUUUGCGGGCUCAACCAACUUGACGUCGUCGAUGGUGGCAGCGGCCGCCGGCGCCGGCGCCGGUGGUGUGCUCGGCGGCGGCGGCGGGCGCGACUCGUGCUACCCGUCUGAGGUCAUCGACGGCCUCCUGUACCUCGGCUCUGAGCGAAACGCAUCCAAUCUGCGAUCGCUGACGCUUCUCAACGUCGAGUGCAUUCUCAACAUGGCCUCCGAGUGCAAGAACCACUUUCCCAUGCACUUUGAGUACAAGUCAAUCGACAUCUUUGAUGAUCCCGACGUGGUCAUCGACGGCUACCUCGACGACGCCGCUGGCUUUAUCCACGCCGCUGUCUCGGCCGGGCGCGCCACCUUUGUGCACUGCUACAUGGGCAUUUCGCGCUCGGCCACGGUGACGCUUGUCUACCUCAUGAAGCACCGCGGAAUGACGCUGCAGGCCGCAUACGACCUGCUCAAGGCGAAGCGGCCCAAGGUCUGUCCCAACUCGGGCUUUAUGGCGGCCCUCAUUCGCUACGAGCGCAAGCUCUUUGGCUCGGUCUCGCUCGAUGCUGACGAGUACGCACCGUUUCUCGCCAUGGACGCCACGGUCCCAUCAACGCCGCGUGCGGCAGAUGUCGACUCGCCCAAGGCCGCGUUUGCGUUUCCCGAGGUGGCCUUUGACGACGGUGACGACUCGUCGUUCUCGCCCUCGUUUGACGCCGACGCCGACGCAGAGCUCGAGCGCGCCGCCAAGUUUGAGGACGCCGCACAUGCCCACAUGGACAAGCGUCGCGGCGGCCGCAAGGCCCGCCGCCGCCUCCCGUCCAAGUCGACUACCAUCUCAGCCGGGACCCCGGGCGGCGCGGCCUCGCGCAAGCCUCUCCCCCUCGCUGUCCCAUCUCCAGCUCUCGCUCCAGCUCCAGCAGAAGUCACCGCUCCUGCGCCCGAGCCGCGGCGGCCCGCCGUCCCGCUCAAGAAGAGCUCCUCGCGCCCAAGCCUGGUAGUCGCCGCGCCGUCGUACGUUCCGCCGCCGGUUACUCCGCGCGGCGGCUCUGCUGGCGCCUUUGCCUUUGAAUGAUUGGCCUGCUGGUUGCCAGCUGUUCCCUUCAGCAAACACACAGACUCGUA